This is a messenger RNA of Myodes glareolus (Bank vole), 4328 nucleotides long. It is a transcript of the gene St6gal2, whose product is annotated as ST6 beta-galactoside alpha-2,6-sialyltransferase 2. The record is from RefSeq and is a predicted model, not a curated record. Gene Ontology annotation, biological process: sialylation. Gene Ontology annotation, cellular component: Golgi apparatus. NCBI's taxonomy places the organism in Eukaryota, Metazoa, Chordata, Mammalia, Rodentia, Cricetidae. Gene Ontology annotation, molecular function: beta-galactoside alpha-2,6-sialyltransferase activity.
UGCCCACCUCGCCGCCGUACGUUAGAAACCUAAGGUGAAGUGCUGGCCUCAGAGGUCUGCAAUGAAACCACACUUGAAGCAAUGGCGACAACGAAUGCUCUUUGGAAUAUUUGUUUGGGGCCUCCUCUUUUUGGCAAUUUUCAUCUACUUUACCAACAGCAAUCCUGCUGCGCCUGUACCCAGCUCCUUCUCCUUCCUGGAGAACCAUGGCCUCCUACCCGUGCAGGGCAAGCAGCGGGCCAUCAUGGGCGCUUUGCAGGAACCCUCCUUGCUCAGGAAUUUGGAGGCAAGCAAAGAGCUGCUGGGCAGUCACCCUGCCAGCCCCUUCCACAGUGGGCCUGUGGACCCACAGAAAUGGGACCAAGAUGGCUUUGACGAUGAGGAUGAGUUUUUUUCAUCCCAGGUCGGGAGGAAGUCGCAAAGUGCUUUCUACCGGGAAGAAGAGGAAGAUGGCUACUUUUUUGCUGCCGGUCAGCCAGGGUGGCAUCGCCACACGCAGGGCGCCCUGGGUCAGCCCUCCCCGGGAGAGCCAUCGAGGCGGGCAGGACCCGCCCAGCACAAGCGGGAGAAGCUUCACCAUGCAAGACGGAGCCGCGUGCCCGAGGAGGCCUUCUACGGCGAAAUGCUGUCAGCCUCCAUGUCCAGAGCCUUCCUGUACCGGCUCUGGAAGGGGACCGUGUCCUCCAAGAUGCUGAACCCGCGCCUGCAGAAGGCCAUGCGCUACUACAUGUCCUUCAACAAGCACGGCGUGCGCUUCCGCAGGCGGCGCGAAGCCAGACGCACCGGGCCCGAGCUGCUGUGCGAGCUGCGCAGGCGCGUGCGCGUGCGCACGCUGGACGGCAAGGAGCCACCCUUCUCAGCGCUGGGCUGGCGGCCGCUGGUACCUGGGGUGCCUCUGAGCCAGCUCCACCCGCGCGGCCUGCACAGCUGCGCGGUCGUCAUGUCCGCCGGUGCCAUCCUGAACUCCUCCCUAGGGGAGGAAAUCGAUUCUCAUGAUGCAGUUUUGAGAUUUAAUUCUGCCCCUACACGUGGCUAUGAGAAAGAUGUCGGAAAUAAAACCACAAUGCGCAUCAUUAACUCCCAGAUUCUUGCCAACCCCAGCCAUCACUUCAUUGACAGCUCUUUAUAUAAAGAUGUUAUCCUGGUGGCCUGGGACCCAGCUCCUUACUCUGCUAAUCUGAACCUGUGGUAUCAGAAGCCAGAUUACAACCUUUUCACUCCAUAUAUCCAGCACCGCCGGAGAAACCCAACUCAGCCAUUUUACAUUCUUCACCCCAAAUUCAUAUGGCAGCUUUGGGACAUUAUCCAGGAGAACACAAGGGAGAAGAUCCAGCCCAACCCACCAUCUUCUGGGUUCAUUGGCAUCCUCAUCAUGAUGUCCUUGUGCAGAGAGGUGCACGUGUACGAGUACAUCCCAUCGGUCCGGCAGACGGAGCUCUGCCACUACCACGAGCUGUACUACGACGCAGCCUGCACCCUGGGGGCGUACCACCCGCUGCUCUACGAGAAGCUCCUGGUGCAACGCCUGAACAUGGGCACCCAAGCGGAUUUGCACCACAAGGGCAAGGUGGUACUGCCAGGCUUCCGGACCCUGCGGUGCCCAGUCACCAGCCCCAACAAUACAUACUCUUAAAAUGGAACCCUUGGGAACUGAUGUGCAAUAAGGUACUACUGCUGUCCUCAGAGUCACAGAAGAAUACUUGAAGAUAGAUUUAGGCAAUGUGCUGUCUUUAACUGUAACUUAGUGGCCAUGAGAAUGCUUUCUAUUCAAAGCCAUUGGGUAACGAUUACUGCUAGGAAUACAGAAAUGGGCCUUUAAAACCUUCCAAGAAAGAUGCAAAAACAGGACGCAAAGAAAGAAAUCAGAUGCGUACCCAUGGGCACGAUACCUCUAAACAUGUUAACCUCUGCAGCAGGGACACUCUAUCACAGGUGGUUCCAGCCACAAGUUAGGGAGAUACUACUGAUAAUACGGGUUCCAUCUUAGAAAUAGCCAAGUGGAGGUCCUGUCGGCCACUUGUCCAUGCAUUCCUCGCGAAGCAGCCUGGGUUCUGUGAUGGCUGGCUGAAUUCGCACCCAGGCCUGUUUAGAUUCCUUCCGUGCAUCUUGUCAGCCACACGGUUUUCAACCACGGCCUUGAAGCUCUGCUUUCCAGUGCUCGCUGGAUGUUAGGACUGAGAAGUGGGCCACACUGAGAAAAGUCCAACUCAUCCAUCCCAAGAAGCCAACCCAAACCCCGGCUGCUAGGAAAAAGCAGUGUCUUUGUCCCCCUGUAGCUUCCCUUCCCUGGUCAGCAACACUUGGUGCACACACAGGCAGCAGUACGGGUGGUGCCUGCAGGCUCGUGACUGGUCAGGUGCCCGUCCCCUGGCUAUUCCACUUUAUGCACCUGGCCUGCCAAGGCACUCUGUAGCUGUCACAUAGCCAGGACACGCAGGGUCACUACAGGUCAGCCAGAGGACACCCUUGUUCCUCCAAACUGUAAAGAGUAGGUUUGGAGUGCAUACUCUGAACUGCAGGGGUACACUCCUGUCGUUUCUAUGUGUCAUUCCUGCAGGCUUUUCUCAGCUGUUCAGAACUUGGCCCUCACACGCUCUGAAUGUCCCCCAGUUCUACUGACAAAUGGCUAGGAGGUCAUCCUUGUUUUUGUGGGGAUGUUUUAUGUUAACAAUGUGAUAGAGCAGAAUGGCUUUUAACAAAGUAUGUGUGGCAGAGGUAUAGGCAAGAGAAAGUGUUCUUCCCAAUGCGUAACUGUACUGAGAUUUUCUAACCUAAGCUUGUAUCACUAAUACAUCCUUUUGUGUGGGUUUUUUAUUUGUUUUUCGAUGAAGGUAGUGGAACAUUUUAGAAUUCUGUAAUUAAACAGGCUGUUGUUUCCAUAUCAAAUCAAAGCAACUCUCAGUGGUAUAGUUAAGACGUUUUGGCAAUGACAAUAGUUUAAUUAAAUGCAAACCCCCUUGCAAAAUGUGUGGCUAUCCAAGUUUUGUAGAGAAAGAAAAAAAAUUUGUUUCUCAAUGAGUUUGUUGUGGAAUGCUCUAAGGACUGCUUCCUAAGGAAGCAUGGUUUUCUGAGCCCAGUAGCUUCUGUUUGGUUAUUCGUCUCAGCAGAAUGGAAGCAGGUUACAGACAUCCCUAGAGGCUUGCUCCGGCAGUUAAUUGAGUAGAGUCAGGGUUUUAGUUAUGACUGCAUCCGCUGAGAGCCCAUUCUGAAUCCCACAGCUGAGCAUCAUCUGGUCCAGCCGUGCAGUCUCACAGAAGCUUGGCCCUGUUCCCAUGUUGACCUGUCUAAGCCUGUCUGUAACUCUGUAGGAGGAAGCCCCGGUGUUGGAUGCAUAUUUACGCCUGGAGUCCUUGGAUAUUUCUAGGUCUUCCAGGCUUUGCCAUUUUAAAUGCUCACAACCAUUAAGUUUCCUUUUGUAGUCCUGAAGGGGAUUCACUUACAGGCAUACUUAUUAUCCUGGACAAUCCCCAUUGGUGGCGUGAGAAUUUGGUUAGAGAAUAACUUAUUGAAGUCAGUGUAAAUAUUCAAGUUCCAAAGCCCCACAAAACACUUCAAAGGUGGUUAAAGAGCAUUCUGUUGUCACACAUGUACUUUUAAAAGGCGGCUCUCAGUUUUACAGGGGUUACAAGGAGACCACGGAGCAUAAAGGAAAUUUAAUUAAAGUUUUUGAAUUUAUUAUGGCCCUAAAGACUCUUGGGACUCAGAGUCUGUUAAACAUUCAGAAGAUGUGGUGCCCAUAUUCACAUACUGUUGGCUGUGCACUCUUGUAUUUAAACGUUUAAGUAGCUUAGCCCCUUGCAAAUGUCACACAGUGAUGGCUAAUGCGAUGGCCGCUUCUUGUAUUAGCUAAAUGGGUCCCAAGUGGCAGUGUUUUGCCAGACGUUGAUGAAAUGCUUGCACACCACAUUUACCAACCUGCAGUGAACCCCACAGCAGCUGUGGAAGAGCCACACUAACCGGCCUGCCACCUCAUUUCUGGCUCUGGCUCUUCCAAAAGUGUCCGACCUCUUCUGUGAAGGGACUCUGGUUAGAGCCCCAUGGUGCCACCAGAAGCCACCAGGUGCUGCUUUCUCCACCCUCAGGUCUGAGAGAUUUCGCAUUCCUUUAGGUUGCAAGAAAUAUCAACACUCUGUUUCUUCUUGUUGUUUUCUCCAUAGAAAAGACACUAGUGUUGUCCAAGAAUAACAAUUCAGUCACUUCCAGAUUCUCUCGCACUUGUGGCUCACUGUUCACACGAGGCCAGAGAUAAUGUAUAAUGAGGAUGCUGAACCACAGACAACUCCAUGAAAUAUCAGGACUGGGCCAAUGUCACUGACCAUGCUCCCCAC